UAUAAGACUCACUUACUUUUAGCACAUCCUCCCACAGCUUUUUGUUUAUUUAACACAUUUUCUUCAUUUCUUCAGAAGACACAAAAAACUAUAUGAAGAAACUGAAAAAUGCUGACAGUUGGAUUAAUUUUAUUCCUUUGUCCAGUUCAUCUUGUAAAAACACAAACAGAUUUUCAGUCACAUGACAAUCUGGUUUUUGUUAAUGAAGGAGACAGUGUAAACAUUACUUGUCUUUACCAAAGUGAAAUGGCCAUGCAUUUCUCAUGGUACAAGCACAAACUUGGUCAAAAGCCUAUACUCAUUUCCAAUUUCUACAAAUAUGAUAAAAAGGCUACAUUUCAUCAUGAAUUCCAGGACAAUGCUCGUUUUAACAUGGUGAACGAGAAAGGCUUAACUCAUUUGGAAAUAAAAGCGAUACAGUUCUCUGACUCGGCUGUAUAUUACUGUGGAAGUGCUUAUUCCAACAUAGUCGAGUUUGGGGAAGGAACUGAGCUGGUAGUACAAGCUUCACAGAUGCAUAGUCUUUCUGUGCUACAGCAACCUGUGCUAGGACUGACUAAUCCCGGAGCCUCUGUGACUCUGCACUGUAUUAUCACUGCGGAUCGCUGUGCUGGAAAACAUAGUGUCUACUGGCUCAGAUAUAACUCUGGAAAAUCUCAGCCAGGGAUCAUCUACACUAAUGAAGACAGCAAUGGUUUAUGUAAGAAGAAACCUACAGAUAAUUCUCCUACACAGACGUGUGUUUACAGUCUGCCCAAGACAAACCUCAGUCUCGCAGAUGCUGGAACAUAUUACUGCGCUGUAGCUGCGUGUGGAGAGAUCCUGUUUGGAAAUGGAACUAAGCUGGAUGUGAACAUAACAGGUCAGAGUUGCUCUGAACACAUUCACAUGUUGGUUCUCUUUUCUAUACUAAGAUCUUCUGUUCUUUUGUGUUGUGUUAUUCUGAUUAUGAUAUACACCUGGAUGGCCAGAAAAGCAGCAUCUUCAUAUAAAAAGGCCUGGAGGAAAAACACUUACUUGCCCAUACAGAAAAAGAGAAUGUCUAAAAUGAUUUCAUAUUUUUUCUUCCUGCUGUGCACAUCUGUCAAUCUUUCAUCUGGUGAAGAUGAGUCCUGGCAGGAGCCACUAAUAACUGCUGAAGUUGGACACAGUGUAAACCUGUCAUGUUUAUGUAAAAAGAGAAUGACAACUAUUGUAUGGCUCAGACAAAACCUUGGAGAGAAGCCUUAUGUCAUUGCUACAUCAUAUCAGUUUCAAUCUCCAAUGUUUUAUAAUAAUUUUGACAAGAACGGCCGCUUCAGUGCCACGAUCGGACCUUUCACUUUUAACCUGAGCAUCUUAAAUCUAAAACUAUCAGACUCUGCCACUUACUACUGUGCUAUCACAUUUCUUUAUGACAUAACCUUUGAACAAGGAACAGUUCUGAUCGUGAAAGAUCAUUCAUUAAAAAGCAGCACACUUAUCCAGCAGAAAAAAGGUCAGCUGGUUGGAGACUAUGGGUCUCAGUGUACACUCGUCAACGACCGCUGUGAAGGAAAUCACAGCGUCUACUGGUUCAGACACCGCUUAGGAGAACCUCAGCCAGGCAUCAUUUACACUCAAGGACAAAGCAGUGAUCACUGUGAGAAGAACUUCACUGGUGGUUCUCUGACACAGACAUGUGUUUACAGUCUCCCCAAGAACCUCAGCCUGUCUGAUACAGAAACAUACUUUUGUGCUGUGGCUGCAUGUGGAGAGAUACUGUUUGGGAACAGAAUUAAACAGCUUACCACAGAUGCUCAAUUUCACAUUAAUGUUCUUGUCCUUCUCUCCAUCAUAAGAUCAGCUGUGGUUGUUUUCACUUUAACUGUUUGUCUACUCUAUACCUGUAUACGUCAUUAACAAAAGUUGUUAACAUUUUCUUUGUAAAGGUCUUUUGCUAAAAGCCUGUAUUUGUAAAGGUUAACGACUAAGCUUAUGAUUAUUUACAAUUAAUUGUGAUGUUACGUUGACUUUAUUGUUAUUUGUUACAAAGUUAAAAAAAUAAGUUCUAACUUCAUUAAUUUCAUGCCCUACAAUAGUUAGUUCUUGUAUACAAAUUUGAUUGGAUGAGCGGCGUUCCCAAAGUACUGACAUGUACACUGGUACAUUUCACUGUUUGUACCACUCCACAUUGUAGCGAAUUUUUAAUGCUGAAUGAUGUUGUUACGCUUACUUCUGUGAAUAAUUCUGUCUCUAUCCGUCUUAGGCUUAAUUGGGAACUCUUAUGGUUGGCAGAACGAGCAAAAAUAAAUACUAUAAUUGGUUGUAUAA
This is a messenger RNA of Tachysurus vachellii, 2292 nucleotides long. RefSeq lists its product as uncharacterized. The transcript is spliced from 8 exons. The record is from RefSeq and is a predicted model, not a curated record. The coding region runs from base 109 to 1881 and encodes 590 amino acids. Gene Ontology annotation, biological process: response to bacterium. NCBI's taxonomy places the organism in Eukaryota, Metazoa, Chordata, Actinopteri, Siluriformes, Bagridae.